GUCAAGCGUGGACACCGUGCAGUGCGGGCAUACACAACGCCCGAAGUUUUCUGCGUCAUCUGGCGGAGGUGAGACUAAUCUCAGAAGCUCUCAGUCCAUGUCCUAGCCGCCAAGCAGGAAUUCUCUGGGUUUAGAGUGACGUAAAUUCAUUUCUCCUCGAUGAGCUGUGCAUGCGCCAAAAGAGCUUCUCGUUUCUGCCCACUGGGACCGCAGCUCAUGUGAUGUUCUCUCUUUCAUUUACAAAAAGCAGCUGCAACUGCUCACCGUUAGCCGUGGCCAACAUCAAUGGAGUGAUAAAUGGGCUUUAUGAGGCCCUCGUAAAGGUGAGAUAUCCCGGCGUAACAAAUAUUGAAUAUGGAGAUCUUGAGAACACGCUCUUGGCACAGAAUGACAGGAAUAAAUUACUGCAAUGGCUGCUGGUUCAAAGCUUGAGGGCUAUCAGUUCAACAGCUGAUGAGCCUAAAGCCGACAAUGAGUCACUAGUCAAGUGGUAUGUACAGCUCGGCAUCUGUGAUAACAAAGCAGCUCUUCUGGGCCAAUGUCCAAUAAAGGAUCAGUUGGAUACCCUCAUCAGGCUCACAAGAUUCAUCAUGAAUGUCCUCGGGGUUAAUGGCGAGAAGAAGGUGAUUCCUGACAGCGCUGAGAACAUCCUGGAUAGAUAUCUGAAUACGGAAAUUAAUUUGAUUCCGACGACCUGCAAGUUGACGACUAAAUUCGGGUACAAUGAAGCUAAACGGUACAUGAAGAAGUUAAGUGAGAGCAUCAAGGAAAAGCCCCACUCGUUUUUUGUUUCAACCGACCACAAAGAUGAUGUCCAGGACGUUGUGAAGGCAAGGGCAGAGCAAUCAGACGAGGAAGCACUCUUGGUAUCUGCUGAAACAGUCGAAAAGUUUUGCGCUGCUUUCCAAGAUAUUGAUAAGUGGACUAAAGUCGCUGAAGAAUCGACGAAAAAAUCAACUGAGUUGAUGGAUAAUUACAUAGAGACCAUUCACAAUAAUUUCUCAACAUUGAAUGAGACUCUUCAAAACAAGAAUGGAAUUUUCACAGCAGUUAUUCCCACAGGUUUGGACGUGGGGACGUAUCCCUUGGAUCAAAUAUUUCAGGACACAGUCGUUGGUUUGGAAGAGUUACAGAAGGCCAUUGAUCGGAAUGAUAAUUAAAUCUUCAGAUUCUUAUCUUCAAAAUGUUGCCUUAUUUUUUGGUGAAACAAAAUAAAUUUUCACUCUCCGAUAUCGCGCUGAUUAAAUGAUGUGAUUUAAAAAAACGAAAAAUUCAUUUUAAAGCUUAUAGAAAUAUCUUCAAAAUAGCGAUGAAAAAAAUGCAGUUAUUUUCCACUAAUGAGAAACAUUAUAAGAAGUUUCUAGACAAUUAAAGUGAAUCGUCUAUCAAUUUUUAAAGGAUAGAAGAUAUUGUAGGACCUUUUUUACGUUUUUUCUUUCAUAAUCUAAACGAUGACAAAAAAAAUAGAGUUUUACAACUUGGAAAAUUUAAGCUGAAUUAAUGCAUACGAAAAAUACCAAAAGAAUAAAUUAUGUGAACAGUA
Molecule: messenger RNA, 1543 nt
Organism: Diachasmimorpha longicaudata
Lineage: Eukaryota; Metazoa; Arthropoda; Insecta; Hymenoptera; Braconidae
Exons: 6
Coding region: 171-1160 (329 amino acids)
Source: RefSeq, a predicted model, not a curated record